This is a messenger RNA of Mya arenaria, 5790 nucleotides long. RefSeq lists its product as uncharacterized. Gene Ontology annotation, molecular function: lipid binding. The coding region runs from base 517 to 2229 and encodes 570 amino acids. Gene Ontology annotation, cellular component: extracellular region; membrane. Gene Ontology annotation, biological process: lipoprotein metabolic process; lipid transport. The record is from RefSeq and is a predicted model, not a curated record. NCBI's taxonomy places the organism in Eukaryota, Metazoa, Mollusca, Bivalvia, Myida, Myidae. The transcript is spliced from 6 exons.
AAAAAUACUGUGGAUAUGGAUAAUUUCAGAGGUAUUAGGUGCUUACACAAAUGUGUGUAAGAAUUUUAUUGCAAAAUCCGAAUGGAAAACAUACUUCUAUAACUCUUCAAUGUUACCAUAAUAUUUAAUGCUUUUAUAAGUGUAUACAAAUAAUUGAAUUAUAAAAAAGUAGGUCACAGUUGUUGACGUGUGAUUAAUUUUGCGAAAUCGAAAGUACGUGGCAAAGAAAGGAGCUACAAAAUACUCACAUACUCACACAAACGCUGUACGUGCAGCAAACUAUUGGAUAUAUUUCAUUGAAGGUGAUAGAUGAUAUACUGCAUACUUGCAUUAUUAAUAGAUUUGAAGAAGGAAGUACUCGAUAGUGUAGUUUUAACCUAAAUCGAUGCAGUACCGUGGCCGCGACAGUUAAUUCAUCAAAUAAAAAAACAACCUGACGAGCCUUUGUGAAAGCCAUGGAAUCAGAUUAAUUUUAAAUACGAACUAUUUUAAGGUAUAGGUUUUUCAUUUUUAACAAUGGAUAUUCCGCAAACCGUCGUUCGGUUUCUUCAGGAAGACAGGGCAUUGAGGGUGGUCGAUACUAGAACUCCAUACCAUGAUUUGUUCGUCUGCAUGUGUGAUAUUCUUUUUGGCGAUGUUGAUAAAGCACCAGCUCAGCUUCGCAAAGUUAUCAAAGAGUCUAUGAUUAAUGGCAGAAAAGAGGUUGUUUCCAUGUUGCUCAGUUUGUUUGAAACCGGUAAUUCAUUUGGAAAUGAAGCAGGUACCAAAACACUGCAAGAUGACCAAAAAGCGUUAGAUGAUUUAAGAAAUAAAUUGGAAAAGGAUAUUCUUCUUAUGCCAUACAGUGAUGUUCAACACACCAAUGUCUACUUGCACUGCUUCGCGAUAUUCUUCAAAAUCGACAUUUUUGUAGCAUCCCCAAGACCAAAGCCGGCUUGGAGAUAUUAUCCAAGUAUGAAUUUGACACUUAGCAGAGAAUUAAGGGUAGGCUCAAACGUCUUGCAAGACAGGGACGGAAACAGACCCGGUCGUGGGGAAGUAAGGCUGCUUAUGUUGUACAGAGGGCACAGUAACACGUUCUGUCCAAUUAGGAAUAGAGGGGAAUUGGAAGUUCCAAGAAUUCACGGGCUAUUAGAAGUUUAUGCUCGAAGGUUGAAAGAGUGUUGUCCAAUCGAUAUUGAAAUACCUGAAAGUUUCCUGCGAUUGUUCAAAACGAAUAUUUCAAGGUUACGGCAGUACCAAAGUGUACUGCGACAGAUCGGGCCAACAUUUCGUGAAGAGCUUGUCCGUAAUGAUGAAACCUACAUGCAAGAACCGGGCCUUUUUCAAAGGAGAGGAAUACCAGAUAUCACCGUGAUCCUUGACCUAGUAGAAAGGCAAAAUGACUCCCUACCUCGAAAAGUUCUUUACCAGGUUUUAGUGAAAGAGUUGCAUCUUCAUGUAUUAGAAAAUAUCCACGGAAACAAAGCCUUCGAGAGAGAGAUAUUGUUCAUUAAACGAUACCGGGCUCUGAAGCGUUUGCAAGAGGCGAUAUGGAGGUUCCAGACGCUGAUGCACCAAUUCAACGACAAACACGAGGAGCUUAAAGAAAGACGAUUAACGAUGAACAAGGCAGUUAUCGGGACGUCUGUAACAGGCAUUCUAGGUGGAGCAAUGGGCAUUGCGGGCCUCGUUUUGACCCCCUUUACUGCCGGAUUGUCCCUAGGGUUGACCAUAGCUGGCGGUGUUGUUGGUGUUGGUAGCGGUGCUGUACAGGGGGGCUUCAGAAUUAACGAAGUGGUCAAACAGAACCAGACCACGCAUAAGAUGAAGGAAGAUUUAGAAUCGGUUGAAAGAGAUAUCAAUGAGGCCCUUCGUGAAGUCGACGUCUAUUUUCGGGAAACAAGUACUAUUGAACGUCAGUUUGAUGACUCAGGUGGAGCGCUACAGAGCGUCAUGUCCGUUGGCUCCAUUUUGAGGUCCGUACACAGCAUAAUUGGUGUUGCUAUAGCAGCUGCUCGAGUUGGGACAACAGCUGCUGUUGCCGCAGCAUCCAUUUUGGGACCGGUUGGCCUGUUGUUCGACAUUGGCUUUCUCGCCGAGGCUGCUCAUAACACAACACAUGGCGGAAAAACGGAUGCCGGACUGAUGAUCGAGUGUUUCGUUGCCUUCCAAAAGAUCUUUAUAACCCACUACCGCGGGAACAGCCACAAUGAUGCUGACUUAGUUGACCAUAUCUUGAGAGAGUGAAACAGGGGAAGUAAUCCAUGACCAAUCAUACGUACAUUGACUGGCUACGCAGUGCGUUUUGUGAAUUUCACAAGGUUACACAUCCGACUAAAAGUACUAUUUAACGACAUUAGUGUAAACAUGUACGGUCAAUAUUGAGAACAGUUCAUUAGAAUAGCGAGUUGGCCUGAUUUCAAAUAAGGCGUGCUGUGUUAAGAAAUAGUACAGAUUGUUCAUUUAAAAUGUUUUAUCGUUUGCUACUUCAAUAAUACCAUGACAACUGCUUAAAGUCCAUAUAUAAUGUUAACUGAUUAAUUAAGGCACUAUAACUAAAUCAAAUCAUUGAUAGAUACAGGGUACACAUAAAUGCACAUUACAAGUUUAAAUGUGCAUUUAUUGAUCAAAAUAUGCAUUAUUGGAGUUAUUUUGCAUUAAAUGUAUUAUGAACUUUGUUUCAAACUAAUUGUCGUAAAAGCAAAUCGAAAUAUUGUGCGAAUGUUCUUCAGUCAUAUAUAAAGCAGAAUUUAUUUAUUAUUAAUGAUCUGUAUAUCAAAUUUUAUAGAUCAGUUGUUUAUACUGCGGUACAAAUGUACUUGUUUUAAUAGUUUACUUGUUUGCUAUUUGUAUAAAUGUAAGCCAUUUCAUUCUAUUAAUAUGAUUACGUGUCAUGUUGAUCUAUAUUACGUACGUAUUGUGUGUAAUAUUUCAAUGUGUAUUCUCAAACAGUACGAACGAGGGGCAUUCCAGAUGUAAUGUUUCUGUUUCCAGUUUAGAAUUACACUGCUUAAAUUCACCUGAAACCCUUUCAUCAUAUUCAAUAUAUGUAUGUAAAGUAUUAAAAACAUGUUUUGACAUUUAUUUGAACAAUAAUAUUCCUUAGCUUACCUUUUCCUCCUUUUAACGAAAAACAGAAAGUCGAUUACUAAAGCUGUUUUUGUGUUCAACAUUUAAAACAUCUCUCCUUUAUAUAAACGUAUCUGUAUUACAAAAUCAUUGUUUAUAUUAAAUAAUGUGAACGUAUGACGGAUCAUACGCUUUUAAAAGUCUUGUUAAAGUGAUCACCAGCCAAUUGCAUAAACUUUGUUAAAUUGUUCACAGAAUUUCUGUCUGUUAGUUCGCACAUAUCAAUAAUUUGAUUGAUUGAUAGCAGUUAUUAUUCCCUACCGAAACGAUGGUAUUGGGAAGGGGAUAUCGCUUUUGCCGUUCUUCGUGCGUACUUUCGUCCAUCCAUCUGUUUUCUCCUCCGGAACCAUAUCUUAAUAGCAAUUUGUCAGAUUAUGUUCCCCUUGAUCAAUCUCGACCGCUGAUAAAACUGGGUUACAAGUAAUCAAUAACUAUUUUACUAGGUCAAAUCUUAGAAAAAUCUUUGGUACACACUAAAGGCAUAUUUGCACCACCAUUCAUCACACCUGAUCAGAAUGUUUCCCCUCUUCAUCAAAGAUUUAAGGUCACUAUGUCAAAUCUAAAAAAAAGAGAUUGGUAACUGGUUGCUGGAGGCAAUAUAUCUGGUCCAAUAUUUAUUAAACUUAAUCAGAAUGUUUUCCUUAAUGAAAUCAUUGAAUAGUUUGAAACUGGGUCACAUGAGGUCAAAAUGUAGGUCCCUAGGUCAAAUCUUUGAAAAUUCAUGUCCAGAACCAAAUGUGAGUAAUGAUUAUUCCGACUUCUUCAGACAUGAGUCACAUGGGGUCAAAAACUAGGGCAUAAGGUCAAAUCUUGGGAACAAACAGAGGUAAUAUAUCUGCUCCUAUCUUGAUGAACCUUAAUCAGAAUAUUUGCCUCGAUCACAUUUUUGAAAAACCUUUGAAACACUCUGAAGGGAUAUAUCUCCAAUAUUUCUGGUCCAUUACCUUCAUGAUGUAAUCAGAAUAUUUGCAUUGAUGAAAUAAUUACUAGUUUUAAAUUGUGUUAUGUUGGGUCAAACACCAGUAAGAGGCCAUCACUCUACAGCAGUAUUGCAUGGUUUGGUUGGAACUUUUCAUCAACACGUGAUUUCCAUGCCAUCUUCUUUGCCUUAUCUGGUGGGGAUAUCAAUUUAACGAAUUUUCUUGUUGGGUAAAUAUUGACCAAUCAAUAAAGUUUUCGGCUACCUUGGACCAAACCAACUUAACCACUUUUAUUCAAACGGCUAUAGAUUUCACUAGUACAUUUAACACAGUAUAAGUAUACUUGAUUUUGCUGAAUAUUGUGACAUGCUUAAAUUACUGUAUGUUAUCAUGUCAGAGAGAUUGACAUAGCUUCUAGGUGAUUAUAUUUUCUUUUUGUAAUGGAUAUCUGUUUUGUCCGUAAAGAACGUAUCAAAAUAGUUUCACUGUGUGUGACUACUGGGUACUAAUGGGACCAGUGAAAUCAACACUGGGCUGGCAUUCAUAUAGCAUCUGAAGACUUUUACUUAAAAAAGUCACUUCUAAUUUAAGUAUCUCAUUAGUCAUAUGACAUGAACACUUAUUAAUCUCCGAAAUACGUUAUUUUCAUUGAGUUUAUUGGAAAAUAUGUUUACAUAUCAAAAACAUGUUAACGUUUUUUUUAAUUUGACAAUGAAAAAAAAUCAAAUAAUCGAAUAUAGUUAGGAAAUGACUUACGACGCUUUAUGAAUACCUCCCAAGUACUUUGAAGUUGAUUAUUUUUUAAAUUGCUCUGUCUACAAGAAAGUCCUGUGAUACAUACACAAUCGGAGUAGUUAUCUCAAUUAUUAAUUAUAUUCGACCUUCGAUCCUCGGCACGUGCGCCAUUUCUUGGUCUUUCAGGGCAAAUUACACCAAUUUGAAAGAGCCUACUAUUGACUAUUGAAUAUAUAGGAUUAUUUUAGUGGUGUCCGACCUUUACACGGGCUUUUGUUCUAUACGUUAUGCUUUAAAUCUAGUUUGAUAGCUGGCUAAAUCUUAAGCAGGCUAAAGAAAAUAAUUGUAUUCACCCUGUUCUUAACUUGAAAAACUAAAGCAAAAUGCUAAGAAUCUAUUGUAAAUAUACACCAUUCAAAAGCCUUAAUCAUUCCUUUUCAUAAUGUGUGUAAUACUCACCAUUUAAAAGCCAAUGGCAUUCCGUGUGAUAAGAUGUGUACUAUUUUUACUUACAUAUGAAUCAGAAAAUCUUAUUAGUUGAUACUUUUGUAUUUACCCUCACAGUGAAUUGGUUGUUUAUUUGACCUUGCCAUGAAAGUAUUGCGUUGUUAUAAAACAUUAUGUUUAUGUAUCUGUUGUAGUAUUUGGUGUAUUGACAAUAUCUUUAUUUUGAUUCAUACUUUGUGAUUAAUAAGAAAACCACUUAGGAUAAAUGAAAAACUGUAAUCAUUGUAAACCAACGUGAUAAGCUUGUUAUUGGCAUAAUAUUUUAUUAACUCAUGUACUUUAUUAUCUAGAGGAUCUUUUCGAUUCGUUUGUUUGUAUUGUUGAAUGGAUUUUCCAUGUUUUAUUGUGUUUAGUAUCAUAUUUUGACUUAUAAACUUUAUACAAAAAGUAAUAUGAAGGAAAACGUACUGCAAUCAUUGUUUUGAUGUAACUAUUGAAUCGUCCUUGUGAAAAAUGUUUUUUCAUGUUUUUGUUGUUGUUUUAAACUAAUAUUUUCUUGAAUAAAAAUAAUUUUUAA